CCCCUUGUCCCCGCCGGCCGCACUUCCAGGCCUUGCCGCCCGCCCUGCCCCGGGGACUCUGGCCCCGACGGGAGCCCCACGCCCCGGGGACAAGGCGGGGACCCGCGGGCGCCCCCAGUGUGCGCUCGCCCUCUCCGUGCCGCGCUCUGCAUUUACAUAUUUCACCUUUGGGGGUAGGACGGAACGACACCCAACGGAAGGCCACUGGGCAUUCCUCGUCCCUGAGGAUACUGGGCAGGAUCCCCGGGGAGGGGGCGCUUGAGCCCCGGGGCUGGAGGCGGAGGAGCCGCGCCAGGCGCGUGGGCUGCAGCCCCGAGUGCCCGCACCCCGCCUGCCACCCCCGGGUCACUCGGCCGUCCCGGGGUCCUCGGUGCCCUGCACGGUCCUCCAGGGCAUAAGAGAUGCCGGGCUGGGCCCACGAGGACACUGCUGUCGCUUCACCGACACUGAGUCCUGGCGGGGCAGAGCUCGGACACAAACGGCGGCAGAGAAAACAGGUGCCACCGCUAGAGAAGGACGAUGACCAGAGAAGCGAAGAAGCUGUUGGUGCUACUGAGAGUCCUGAAGGGGAAAUCGCCAGCGAAGGGGAGGUGGAAAUGGGUUUGGAAGUGACAGCUGGAGAGGAAGCCGCCACUGGAGGGGAAGUUGAAUCCCUUGGGGACACCGAGGAGGAAGGUGAAUUCUAUUCCAAUGUGGAAGUCACAAACCCUGAAGGGCAAAUCAGUUCUACGGAUCUGACUUAUUCACAUACCGGUCCUGGGGAUGUGCCUGUAGGGGGAGUUGGCCCCACACACCCGCAGGGAAGGAUGAAAAUAGAAGGUGGCCUUGAAGAGUCCUGCAGAGAAGCUACCCGUCCAUCAGAAUCAAGAGAACUAGGGGUUGUCUCCGCAGAGCCAUCCCAGGGAGUCUUAGCCUCAUCCGGACCCACAGUUAGCACGUCGUCAAAAUCCCAAGAAGUGCUCCAGAGGGUGGCCUUUCCUAUGGGGACACAACACCACUUCAGAAUGAGCCGCGGGAGCAGCAUUGUGUCCUCGGACAUAGACGAACUCUUCCUGAGCACAGAGGAGCCCUUGGUGCAGGAGCCAGCAGAGUUCGAUGAGCCCCCCAGGGAAGGAGACCUGCCGCCGUUCCUGGACAGGAUCCAACAGCUCGGCACCGAGGAAGAGGCCACGGGGGAAAGAACGGAGUCCGAGGGGAGUGCCGAGGCUGAAGGCGAGGAGUCCCAAGUGAUGGUUUUGGACCCAGAUCACCCGCUCAUGAUGAGAUUCCAGGCUGCCCUGAAGAGCCACCUCACCCGGCAGAUAGAAAAGCUGAAGCUGGAACUUCAAGAGCUGGGCGUGGCCACCAAGCAAAGCCAAAUCCAGCGGCAGGAGCUGGGAGUGAAUCUCUACGGGUUGCAGCAGCAGCUGGCCCGCCUGCAGAUGCAGCUGGAGACCAGCCACGACCGCCACUCCACCACAGCGUGCCAGAGGCGGCAGAAGGAGGAGGAGCUGCAGAGCGUGCGCCUGCUCUACGACAAGACCUGCGCAGCCGCCGGCGACGAGCGCAGGAAGCUGGCAGCUCUGCAGACGGAGAUGGAGAACUUGGCGCUGCAUCUCUUCUACAUGCAGAAUGUCGACCAGGAUGUGCGUGACGACAUCCGUGUGAUGAGACAGGUGGUGAAGAAGGCUGAAGUGGAGAGGAGGCGGGCAGAACUCGAGAAGAAAAAACAGGACCUCUUCGUGGACCAGCUCACCACCCGAGCCCACCAGCUGGAAGAAGACAUCGCUCUGUUUGAGGCCCAGUACCUCGCCCAAGCUGAGGACACCCGGGUUUUAAGGAAAGCGGCAAGCGAGGCCUUCACGGAAAUAGACGCCAUAAACAUGGAGAAAAAGCACGUCCUGCAGCAGUGGGCCACCAGCCUGGUGGGCAUGAAGCACCGCGACGAGGCCCACAGGGCCAUCCUGGAGGCACUCAGGGAAAGCCAGCACCAAGUCAGGUCCAUCGAUGGUGAGAUCGAAGCCUACAAGAAGUCCAUCAGGAAGGAGGAGGGAAAGAACGAGAAGUUGGCUGGCGUCCUGCACAGAGCAGAGACGGAGGCCAGCCUAAUGCAGAAGCUGACCGCCCAGUGCCUGACCAGACAGGAGGCCCUGCAGAAUGAGUUCAGCACCUACCAGCUCACCCUGCAGGACGUGGAGGACGCCCUGAGCAAGGGCCAGCAGGAACACGCAGUAGUCAUGGGGGAAUCGAAGGCCGUCCACCAAGCCAUCCGCAGCGAGCUGGAGCACAGGAGAAGGAUGGAGGCCUCCAUCAUGGAGAAGCUGCAGGAGCACACAACCUCCAACAAGAUGACCAAGUACUUCAGCCAGCUCCUCCUGCGGCUGCAGAAGGAGAAGACUAACAUGGUGACACAUCUUUCCAAAAUCGACGGCGACAUUGCUCAGACCACCCUGGACAUCACCAACACCAGCUGCAGGCGGGACAUGCAUCAGAAGACGCUCGCCGAGCUGGACAAGGAGGUGGAGAAGGUUAAUGAGCUCAUCAGCAGCAGCAAGAACGAGCUGGCCCGGCGCAGCACCCUGAUCGAGCGGAAGCAGGGCUUCCUCAACCUCCUCACCAAGCAGCUGGAGCACAUGGUUUCUGAGAUGGGGGGGGAAGAAGUCGGACCCCUCGAGCUCGAAAUCAAAAGGCUGACCAAGCUGAUCGAAGAACACAGCAGCAGCAUUACCCAGGCCCAGGUGACCUGGCUCCGCCUGCAGCAGGAGAUGGUCAAGGCCGUGCAGGAGCGCGAGGAGCAGCUGGUCUCCGUGAACAUGCUCAGGAAGGAGAUCCACAUCCUGGAGCAGAAGAAACUGCGGGUAGAAAACAAGAUUGACCAGGAGAAGAAGGAGCAAAAGGAAAUUGAACGCCACAUGAAGGACCUGGACAAUGACCUGAGGAAGCUCAAUGUGCUGAUGAGCAAAAACCGCUGCAGCUCGGAGCAGCUGCAGCAGGACAACCUGGUGACCGAAAACGAGUUCGUGCGCUCACUUAAGGCCUCUGAGAGGGAGACCAUGGAGAUGCAGGAGAGGCUGGACCAGCUCACCGAGGACAAGGCGGCCGUCCUGAGCAACCUGGUGGAAGCAGAACAUCAGAUCAUGCUUUGGGAGAAAAAAAUCCAGCUGGCAAAAGAGAUGCGCUACUCAGUGGAUUCUGAGACUGGCCAGACGGAGAUACCAGCCAUGAAGGCCGAGAUCCACAGAAUGAAGAUCAAGCACGGGCAGCUGCUGAAGCAGCAGGAGAAGAUGGUCCGUGACAUGGAGCUGGCCAUCUCCCGCAGAGAGACCAUUGUGGCCCAGGCCGAGGGUCAGGGCAAGAUGGACAAGAAGGUGCUCACGCGGACCGGCUUCCACCAGAAGCAGACUGAGCUGCGACGGAAGAUCAGGGACACUCACCAGGCCACUGAGGAAUGCACCAAAACCAUCUUGGAGCUGGAAGAAACUCAGAAACUUUUGAGCAACUCCCUCCUAGAGAAGCAGGAAAAACUGUCAGUGAUGCAAUCGGACUCUGAUGUGCUCGAAGCUGACCUCGAGCGGCUCGUGGCCCUCAAGCGACAGAACCUCUCGGAGAUCGUGGCCCUGCAGACACGCCUUAAGCACCUGCAGGCGGUGAAGGAGGGGCGGUACGUGUUCCUGUUCCGCUCCAAGCAGUCCCUGCUGCAGGAACGCAGGCGCCUGGAUGACCGGCUGGCUCUCAUCGGCACCAUCCUCGCCCACGUGCAGGACGAGUAUCCCCAGUUCCAGGAGGCCCUGCACAAGGUCAGCCAGGCCAUUGCCAACAAGUCACCAGGGUCUGCCUAGAGAGCAGUCAGGACCCCACCUUCCAAGGCUGACCCCUGGAGAAGAGAUCUGGAAUACUGUUUUUUAUCACAGACUUAGAAUCUUUGUGUGUUACUAAAAACCAUGUGUACCCUCAGAAUGACAUUGUUGAAAAGAAAUAGGCCAGCCCCGCAGGAAUUUUUUUUU
Messenger RNA from Cynocephalus volans (Philippine flying lemur), 3983 nucleotides. RefSeq names its product coiled-coil domain 40 molecular ruler complex subunit (gene CCDC40). NCBI's taxonomy places the organism in Eukaryota, Metazoa, Chordata, Mammalia, Dermoptera, Cynocephalidae. The transcript has 19 exons. The record is from RefSeq and is a predicted model, not a curated record. Gene Ontology annotation, cellular component: cilium; cytoplasm. Gene Ontology annotation, biological process: heart looping; epithelial cilium movement involved in determination of left/right asymmetry; axoneme assembly. The coding region runs from base 402 to 3818 and encodes 1138 amino acids.